Messenger RNA from Mesocricetus auratus (golden hamster), 899 nucleotides. RefSeq lists its product as uncharacterized. Gene Ontology annotation, biological process: bicellular tight junction assembly; cell adhesion. Bases 79 to 783 code for a protein of 234 amino acids. Gene Ontology annotation, molecular function: structural molecule activity. The transcript is spliced from 2 exons. Gene Ontology annotation, cellular component: plasma membrane; bicellular tight junction. Lineage: Eukaryota; Metazoa; Chordata; Mammalia; Rodentia; Cricetidae. The record is from RefSeq and is a predicted model, not a curated record.
UUCAUCUCUCAUGGGAUUACCUGUCGGGUCAAUGCUUCUUAUUAUUUAGAAGAUAUUCACGAUCUUGGCUUCUUUAAAAUGGAUCUCUUCACCAUCCAUGAUAUACCAAGAUUUGCCAACACAAUGGAGUACAUCUUGAAGCUGAGAGGAAUACUUAGCAGCCUAUCAGCGUUGGUGUUUGAAAUAGUCAUUGCAAGUAGCCAAAGCUGGCGCCUGUGGGAAUUCAACAACAAGAUCGUGCAAUUUGUGUCCUUUGGACUGUGGAAAGCUCAUUACCCUCAAGAGUUUAAUGUCUCAGGGACUGUAAUCAAGAUGUUGGUGCAAACCCCUAUCGAUUCCACCUGGACCAUUUCCCCUGAAUUUCAGUAUGCAAAAACCCUGAUAAUAUGGGCCAUUUUGAUGAAGCCUAUAGUUCUAAUUUUUGGUGCAAUAGCCAUCAAGAUCAGCUGUAUGAAAGACCCGUUUGUGGAGUUGCAGAUGCAUUGCUACAAGGUCUGUGCCUUAGUUUUGAGUGUAAGCAGCCUCUUCACAUGUGUUUCUGUGAGCUGGAACCACUUUGUAGAUCAUUAUGGCCAAACCACUCUUGACUUUCCACCCGACUUUCCGGUUAAAAAAGAAGCUGUGAUAGGAAAACACUAUACUGCUGUGUUCCCAACAGGUGUUCUGACAGCCACCAUGUCAUUCCUUGGUGUAAUGUUCUUUCUUUCUGAGAUAAGCUCUUUGAAACUACAGAGUCAGGUUAAGGCCCCAGGUGCUUGCCUAGUGGCAAAUCAAGAGGCCUGAAAUGAGACCUCCUGCAUUUGCAGCAUGUGACACAAUGUUGCUUGAAAAACUUUCUAUUCAUACACAAAAUUUCUGUAGUUAUCAACUCAUUCUCAAUAAAGCAUCAAUUUCAUUCC